Molecule: messenger RNA, 405 nt
Organism: Belonocnema kinseyi
Lineage: Eukaryota; Metazoa; Arthropoda; Insecta; Hymenoptera; Cynipidae
Exons: 1
Coding region: 1-405 (134 amino acids)
Source: RefSeq, a predicted model, not a curated record
AUGAAAAUUCAGAAGCACCUACUGAAGCUUGUUAGAGUCCAGAGAAUUAUGGCCAUCAGAGUGUGCAGUGCGUACCGAACCAUCUCAGCCGAAGCUGUAAGGGUCAUUGCAGGGAUACCACCCAUAUACCUGCUAGCCAGAGAAAGAGCCGAAACGUACGAAGGCAAGGAGAAACAGGAGGCAAGAAAAGACCUUAUGGUCAUGUGGCAAGAGGAGAUGUCAGCUGGUAGACAUGGGGGAUGGACUUACGAGCUCCUGCCGCUCAUAGAGGUAUGGUUAAAUCGUCCAUAUGGAGAAGUCGACUAUUAUCUCACACAGGCGCUUUCGGGACAUGGCUGCUUUCGAAAGUAUCUGUUUGAUCGCAAUCGAGCACCAAACGAUAAAUGCCCUACUGUGGCGAUGUAG